Molecule: messenger RNA, 480 nt
Organism: Bacidia gigantensis
Lineage: Eukaryota; Fungi; Ascomycota; Lecanoromycetes; Lecanorales; Ramalinaceae
Exons: 2
Coding region: 1-480 (159 amino acids)
Cellular component (GO): cell wall
Molecular function (GO): structural constituent of cell wall
Source: RefSeq, a predicted model, not a curated record
AUGCAAUUCUCACUGGAAUUCCUCCUCACCUUGGCCUUUGCUGCCACCGCCAUUGCUGUCCCCCAGCAGGCCGCUUCCGUUAUUGGAGACGGUCAACCUCAAGUCGCCACCUCGGCCGCCGCUGUCUCGCAGAUCACUGACGGCCAGGUCCAGGCUGCAACAACCGCAGCUGCUGUCUCGCAGAUCACUGACGGCCAGAUCCAGGCUGCCACAACUGCCGCUGCCGUUUCCCAGAUCACUGACGGUCAAGUCCAAGCACCUGUACAAGUGCCAACCUCCACCGCAGCAGGUGUCUCCCAAAUCACCGACGGACAGAUCCAAGCCGGUACAUCAGGCGUCCCAGCACCAUCUGCCAACGGCACUUUCACCACCUCCAGCCCAUCCGCCUCACCAUUCGUUGGUGCUGCUGCUUUGGCCAGCUGGAACAAGGAACUCGUGGUGGCUGCCAUUGGUGCCGCUGCCGGGUUCGCUCUCUUGUAA